CACAAAACAUGAUCGUGGAUUCUACUCAAUUCCUCCUCUUAUUCACCUUUCUUAUACUAUAAUAUAAAUUUCUUUCUCAUUCUAUAGAUAUAAUAUAUACUAGUAGUAUUUGUUAAAAACUUUUCUGUUUUCAUUGGCUCUUUUGUUUCAUAGAUCUCUUGAUCAUUCAAAGUUACUCUCUGAUAUAUGUCUUAUUUUGGAAAUUGAAACUGAAAGUUUUUACUAGCUGGCGUUUUGGAUGCUCUUUUCUUCUCCACUUUAACUGAAAGACUGUUAACAAUUCUACAUACAAGGAGGGAUCUUGCUUGAUCACCAGUUUCAAGCAAUAGGAUUUAUCUAUUUUGAUUGUUUGCCUAUUUGGCAUUGAAGAGCUUCUCCAAUGCUAGGCUUAGGCAGGACAAGAACUCAAACAAGGUCUAACAGAUCUAUGUCUCUAGGAGGCAUGGAUUAUUCAGAUCCAAAGAAGAAGAGCAAUUUCGUGGGUAAAAUUCUUAUGGCUGCUGUGCUAACAGCGCUAUGCAUUCUUAUGCUCAAGCAGUCCCCAGCUUUUAAUACCCCAAGCGUAUUCUCUCGCCAUCAACCAGGUGUUGUUCAUGUUCUAGUCACCGGAGGUGCUGGCUACAUUGGUUCCCAUGCCGCAUUACGACUUCUAAAAGAAAAUUACCGGGUGUCGAUAGUGGACAACCUCUCACGAGGAAAUAUAGGAGCUGUAAGGAUUCUUCAAGAAUUAUUUCCUGAACCAGGGAGGCUUCAGUUUAUAUAUGCUGACUUGGGGGAUGCAAAAGCGGUCCACCAGAUAUUCUCCCAGAAUGCUUUUGAUGCUGUGAUGCAUUUUGCAGCUGUAGCAUAUGUUGGAGAGAGCACCCUUGAUCCUUUAAAGUACUAUCACAACAUUACUUCAAAUACCCUCGCUGUCGUAGAAGCUAUGUCAGUUUAUGGAGUCCCCACAUUGAUUUACUCGAGUACAUGUGCGACGUAUGGAGAGCCUGAUAAGAUGCCCAUUACUGAAGAAACUCUACAGCUCCCCAUUAAUCCAUAUGGAAAAGCGAAGAAAAUGGCGGAGGAUAUUAUUUUGGAUUUCCAUAAGAACUCAAACAUGGCUGUCAUGAUUUUGAGGUACUUCAAUGUAAUUGGUUCUGAUCCAGAGGGAAGGCUAGGAGAAGCUCCCCGGCCUGAACUUCGUGAACAUGGGCGAAUUUCUGGUGCUUGUUAUGAUGCAGCUCGUGGAAUCAUACCUGGUCUCAAGGUUAGAGGAACAGACUAUAAGACAACAGAUGGUACAUGCAUUAGGGAUUAUAUAGAUGUCACUGAUCUGGUUGAUGCUCAUGUGAAAGCUCUUGAAAAGGCAAGGCCUGGGAAGGUGGGAAUCUACAACGUUGGAACCGGAAAAGGUAGAUCAGUGAAAGAAUUCGUGGAGGCUUGCAAGGCAGCCACUGGGGUUCCGAUCAAAGUUGACUUCCUUCCUCGUCGACCUGGUGAUUAUGCAGAAGUCUUUAGUGAUCCAACUAAGGCAAGGCUUGAACUGAACUGGACAGCCAAACACACCGAUCUUCAAGAGAGUUUGCAGGUCGCAUGGAGAUGGCAGAAGUCGCACCUUAAUGGUUAUAGUUCAUCUCUGGUCAAGUCUUCAUAAUGCAUUGACAACUUAUCGUUGUAGAAGACUGACAUGAACCCAUCACGCAGCUUAGCUUAUCAUUGAUUUAUUAGCAUUGCUAGAGUAGGUUUUUGGAAGCUAAAGGGGGUUCUAUAUUUAUUCGUUCGUCCAGAUUGAUUACAUAAAGGAGUUUUGUGUAUUAGAUAUUUAGAUCAAUAAUAAUUCCGGGCCAGGUAUAGUUUCUAUCCUCAUCUGUGCUCAGAAUUUGUUGCGUGUUUUAUUCUUUUGUUUGUGUAUAGAUAACUGGUCACUAUUGUUGCUCCUCUGUUGGAGAAAUGAGAACUGUUUCAGACA
Molecule: messenger RNA, 1948 nt
Organism: Lycium barbarum (goji berry)
Lineage: Eukaryota; Viridiplantae; Streptophyta; Magnoliopsida; Solanales; Solanaceae
Product: UDP-arabinose 4-epimerase 1-like
Exons: 11
Coding region: 380-1633 (417 amino acids)
Biological process (GO): beta-D-galactose catabolic process via UDP-galactose, Leloir pathway
Cellular component (GO): cytosol
Molecular function (GO): UDP-glucose 4-epimerase activity
Source: RefSeq, a predicted model, not a curated record